Molecule: messenger RNA, 1642 nt
Organism: Serpula lacrymans var. lacrymans S7.9
Lineage: Eukaryota; Fungi; Basidiomycota; Agaricomycetes; Boletales; Serpulaceae
Exons: 9
Coding region: 102-1376 (424 amino acids)
Biological process (GO): protein phosphorylation
Molecular function (GO): protein serine/threonine kinase activity; ATP binding
Source: RefSeq, a predicted model, not a curated record
AAAGAGACAAAGUGUUCUACCAUAAGUAUCCCCCUUUGUUUUUCAGCUGUCAUUUAACUAAGUUCCCUUCACGCUCUUUCAUUCCUCAUCUGUGAUGAAACAUGGGAUGCUGCUUUUCUGAACCUGUUGAUUUUGAUAGCGAAGUCAACCUUUUUCACUUCGACCUUCACAAAGCUGUUGGUAAAGGAGCUUUCGGCAAGGUCCGAGUGGUCGAGCAUAAAAAAUCCAAGAAACUCUACGCUCUCAAGUACAUCGAUAAAGCGAGGUGCAUCAAGCAGAAAGCAGUUGCCAAUAUUAUCCAGGAAAGAAGGCUUCUAGAGGAGAUUGAUCAUCCCUUCAUCGUCAAUCUGCGCUACGCCUUUCAAGACGAUGAAAAUUGUUUCUUUGUACUCGAUCUUAUGCUUGGGGGUGAUCUACGCUUUCACCUCGAACGGAAGGGCGCCAUAGAAGAAAACGUUGUUCUCUUUUGGGUUGCCGAGUUAGCGUCGGCUCUCGCCUACUUGCAUAAACAACGCAUUAUCCAUCGCGAUCUAAAACCAGAUAACAUUCUACUGGAUGCCAGAGGUCACGCUCAUAUAACUGAUUUUAAUGUGGCUAUUCAUUAUUCGGAGCGUCGGUUGCACACCAGCGUAGCUGGAAGCAUGGCUUACAUGGCUCCCGAAGUAGUAGGGAGGAAAGGUUACACGUGGUUUGUGGACUGGUGGAGCUUGGGUGUUACAGCAUUUGAGCUACUGUUCCAUCAACGACCUUUUGAAGGGCGAAAUUCAGAAAGAAUUACACAAUCGAUCCUCAAAGAUCCCCUCAGAUUUCCGGAAGAUGCGCAUAAAAAAUGCAGUCCACAAGGCAUUAAGUGCUUGCAAGCAUUGAUGGAACGGAAUGCUAAUCAUCGACUUGGAUGCCGGCCGAAUGGCCAAGGAAUCAUAGACAUUCAGCAGCAUCCCUGGUUUUCUGCCAUAGAUUGGGAUAAUCUAGACACCAAAGAAGCUCAGCCUCCCUUUGUGCCAGAUAUGAAAAAGGCCAAUUUUGAUGUAUCACACGAACUUGAUGAAUUUUUGAUGGUGGAAAAGCCAUUGACGCAUUCAAAGCGUAAGACUAAUGUCGACCUUCAAAAAAUGAAACCAGAAUUACGACAACUCGAAGAACAGUUCACUAUAUACGAUUUCGUUUCAUCGAGGCGUAAAUCAUAUUAUCCACAUAAUCAACCAAUCACUACCAUUGUCCGCGGCUCGGACGCAGAGCCAAUGACUGUAGUACAGUCGACGACAGGCACUUUACUCCCCACUGCCACGAUUGUGGAACGUUCGCAAGCUGGCUCGCCAACCCAAGAGUUUUCUAUAAGUCAACAUACACCGCAUCUUCCUUUCACUCCCCCAUAGCAUUUUAGUCACGACUUCACAUAUCGUGAGCUUAUCUCUACAUCACAACGUUCGUACUAUUCAAUAACAGCCAGAGGUUGUUAGGCUCUUCAGCGCAUCUAUACCAUUCGUUUUUUUCGCUAGCAAUUUUUCUUUUUUCUUUCUUCGGUUUCUGCGUGCAUCAUGGGACAUCUGCUAGCAUGUGUCACUCUGCUUGUAAUUUACGGUCUUAACCAACAUCAAAUGCUUGCACCUAUCGAUUUUGUUGGAGUAGGAGCUACACUUCC